AUGCGGUCAACAGACCGGUGUGCGGUGUUGCGACAGUCUGCUGCAUCGAUGCAGCUGUAUUCCAUAGAUCAAUUUAUUUUAAUAUGGUUCCUCUUUGUUUCAGCUGACUUUAUUCACACAUGCAAGAGGAACGAUCCAAAUGUGAACUCGUGCAUCAGAAAAAGUAUAGAAGAGCUCAGACCGUACCUGAGAAGAGGGAUCCCCGAGCUGAAAGUGCCCUCCUUGGAACCUCUAGUCAUCAAGGAGUUAGUGGCUGCUGAAGGAAGCGGCAUUAAAAUCACCACAGAGAACCUCAAAGUUUUUGGCUGCAGCAACUUCACGAUUCAGAAACUAGACGUGAACCUGAAGACUCACCAAUACCUCUUCAAUAUAAAACUUCCUCAUCUUGUACUAGAUGGAAGAUAUAUUAUCGAUGGAAGAAUUCUUCUUAUUCCGAUCCGCGGAAAAGGAAGACUUACAGGAGAUAUAUUUAACGCCAAAGCUAACGUAUCACUCUCCGGGCAGAUCAUCAAGAAACACGGGGAAGACUAUUUACAUUACCACAAGAUGACAAUUAAAAUCAAAGUAGUCACUGGGAAACUACGCCUGGACAAUCUGUUUGGCGGAGAACCAGUUUUGGGAGAAGUUAUCAACAGUGCCAUCAACGCGAACUUCGAACAGUUUAUGAACGAGCUGCGACCUAUCGUCGAGAAGGCUUUAGCGAAGUUCAUGUUGGAGAGCGCUGACGGUAUAGCGUCUUCCUUCCCCUACAAGGACCUUUUCCCCGUCUGACCGACCACGGGCUGCGGACGUGUGCCACCGAGAUACUGAGUGAGAAUAUAGACAAUCGCUAGCAGACGCGCUGCUUUGUGAUAAGUGCGAACACUGAACCCUUAUGUUACUAAUUAUUCUUCUAUAAGUACGAGUGUAGAGGACUGUGUAGAGUGUAAUGGACCAUUGUGACAUUUCAUAUGUACUACAGUACGGAAAUAAAUUGUAUAUAAUAUGUC
Messenger RNA from Homalodisca vitripennis (glassy-winged sharpshooter), 989 nucleotides. Its product is annotated as protein takeout-like. The transcript has 6 exons. Bases 1 to 771 code for a protein of 256 amino acids. Lineage: Eukaryota; Metazoa; Arthropoda; Insecta; Hemiptera; Cicadellidae. The record is from RefSeq and is a predicted model, not a curated record.